AUGAAUAAGGACCCAGAUCUACGACAAAGCAUGCAACAGUCUAUCAAAGUAGUGAGUCUUAUCAAUAAAUCUACCCGAGCCACCCAAGAACUAAUUUGGAUCUGCGAAACGGCAAAUGUUUCACAUUUGCAACGCCAGAGUCAGCAUCCUUUCGAACCCUCAGAACCGCAGCAUUAUCCAUCGGCAACGCAACGAUUUCCCAAACCGUCAACCGGGAAACGUGUGAAACUGAAACCAUCCGUUCUGGAUGCCAGUUCUAGCGUUCCUCCCAGUGACUACAACAACUACUAUUCGGCUCAACAGCCGAAAUCCAAACCUAAACCCCUCGACUAUCAGAAGCAGCUGCUGAACAAUCACGACGGCCCCGCGGGGAUACUGAAAAACAAUAACAAUUACAGUAGCAACGGCAGCUACUCCAAACGGCGUCCAUUAAUUUACGAAUUAAAGCAGUAUGAGUACUUCAACAACGCUACCCGAAACAGUAACACCAUACAACCGACCAGCGCCAAAAACACCAACAGCGUGCUACAGCAGCACUACAGUGGCCAGAACUAUAACAUCAACUACAAUUUGAAUUUUACGAAAAAUCAAUACAACAUACUGAUAUCGCCUCCAACGACAACGACAACGCCCGGCUUGGUACCUGGUGCAGUGCCAUCAUACGACGAAAACAAUCAUUUCGACAGCCACUAUCAGUACCAUCAUCAGAACAACGGUAGAAACUACAAGAAUAACAAAAUCAGUGCCGACCAUCAUCGUUACAACAACUACAAUCAGUAUCUCAACCAUCAGGAACAGCAGCAGCACCACUCGACCAAGUCCUUUUAUCUGGACGAAAAGCCGCCAUUCGGGGUGGGAGAUAUCACAUUACCGAUGGACGGUGGUGGCAAGAUGCAACGGGAGGAGAUUAUCAUCGAACACAGUCAGCUGGUUGGAGACGGAAGUGGACCAGGCGCUGUCAUACUUCCGCCCGGUGGUCCUGCUGGACAGGACCCGCGCGCGGGACAGCAGCCACUAUUACACGGCGGCAAAGGUGGUGGCAAGCUAACGGCCAUCAACCGGUCGCAUCAUUUUACGCAGGUAUGUACAUAA
Molecule: messenger RNA, 1092 nt
Organism: Topomyia yanbarensis
Lineage: Eukaryota; Metazoa; Arthropoda; Insecta; Diptera; Culicidae
Product: GATA zinc finger domain-containing protein 4-like
Exons: 3
Coding region: 1-1092 (363 amino acids)
Source: RefSeq, a predicted model, not a curated record